GAAGUCGCGAGGGUAUCGUGGUUCUCCGUCCCUUGGACGGAGUGCGCAGCAGAUAUUCCGUGACGCACGAGAGAAUCUGGUGGCAGAGCGGGCGUCGUAUCGUCCUUCCGUACACUUUAUUUGCGCUUUCAUUGGAAGGAUCUUAACUCGCGCCUCGUUGACUGUCGAACGUUGCGCAACCGUGGCAAACAUCGUCAUUCUUAUCGGCGAUGGAAAAAUAUUCAUCGCUACUUUCGCAGAGCGACGCUUGUUGCGUACGCGAGCGAAGAAACCGAGACAAACAAGAUAGUUGGGAGGGGGUAGACAGCGGUAACGUUUCCAAUAUCUCGCUUCCACUGGUUCUCGCGUAAUGUCUGUGACGUCAGGCCAUUCCGACGCUCCGAUUGGUUGUGGGCAUAGGGACGAGAGAGGGGGGAAAGGGGUCGCUUCCGCAUGGCGCUCUAACCCCCCUGGCGGCUUUAUAAGACUCCAAGCUCGGGGCAGCUGUCAGUGAUGAGCAGAGCUAGGACCCAGGUAGCGAGCUUGAAACCCUCUACGCGGGCUUAUCGAAGAUGCCUUCCUCCGGAUCGACCCAGGUCCUCGUUCGACGCGAUACCGGCGCGGUAGCGUCGUUGCCGUCCUCUUCUCUGGACAACUCUCGCCAGACCGAACGGUCUUUGAAAUGUCUGCAGUCGCAAUUAAAGCAACAGGUCUGCGUGGCCCGUGCGCUGAGCACAUCUUCAGCACUGCGCCAGCAGCCCACGCUGAGCAGCCUACCACAGGAAGUGAGGGCCUACGUGGAGGAGAAGCAGCGCAUCUGCCAGCCCAGCACAGUUCAUGUGUGCGAUGGCAGCGAUGCUGAGAACAGCCACCUCCUCGACCUAAUGCUCAAGUCCGGCAGCAUUGUUCCACUGCCCAAGUAUCGCAACUGUUACCUGGCUCGUACGGACCCUGCUGAUGUUGCCCGGGUUGAGAGCCGCACAUUCAUCAGCACGGAUCGCCGAGAGGACACCAUCCCAACUCCCAAGGAGGGAGUCAAGGGCACUCUUGGCAACUGGAUGUCUCCCUCGGACCUCCAGAAGGCACUGGACGAACGUUUUCCUGGAUGCAUGAAGGGACGUACCAUGUACGUGAUCCCAUUCAGCAUGGGCCCACUGGGCUCCCCUCUUGGCAAGAUUGGAAUUCAGCUGACCGACUCUCCCUACGUUGUGGCUAGCAUGCGCAUCAUGACCCGUAUGGGAGCCGAUGUGCUCAAGGCCCUGGGCAACAACGGCUUCAUCAAGUGCCUCCACUCUGUUGGCCAGCCCCUGCCGAUGGCUAAGCCUGCGAUCAACAACUGGCCAUGCAAUCCAGAGAAGACCAUCAUUUCCCACAUCCCCGCCAACAAUGAGAUCUGUUCCUUUGGAAGUGGCUACGGUGGCAACUCGCUGUUAGGCAAGAAGUGCUUUGCGCUGCGUCUGGGAUCCAUCCUUGCCCAGAGAGAAGGCUGGCUCGCCGAGCAUAUGCUGAUUCUGGGCAUUACCAACCCCAAGGGCCAGAAGAAGUACAUUGCUGCUGCCUUUCCCAGUGCGUGUGGCAAGACAAACCUGGCCAUGAUGACACCCAGUCUGCCUGGCUACAAGGCAGAGUGCGUGGGUGACGACAUUGCCUGGAUGAAGUUUGACGAGAAUGGAGUGCUCAGGGCCAUCAAUCCAGAGUAUGGGUUCUUCGGGGUGGCUCCUGGCACGUCCAUGAUGACCAACCCCAAUGCCAUGAAGACGGUCCAGGAGAACACAAUCUUCACCAACGUGGCGGAGACGAGCGACGGGGGCUUCUGGUGGGAGGGCAUGGAGGAACCCGCCGGAGGGAUCCGCAUCAAGUCCUGGCUCGGCGAGGAGAACUGGACCCGAAGCUCGGGCAAACCGGCCGCGCACCCCAACUCCCGCUUCUGCACCCCGGCCCGCCAGUGCCCCAUCAUCGACCCGGCCUGGGAAGACCCCAAGGGGGUGCCAAUCUCGGCCAUCCUCUUCGGCGGCCGCAGGCCCGAAGGUGUUCCCUUGGUGUACGAAGCCUUCAAUUGGGAGCACGGUGUGUUCAUUGGAUCAGCCAUGAGGUCGGAAGCUACUGCUGCUGCUGAGCACAAAGGCAAGGUGAUCAUGCACGACCCAUUUGCAAUGCGCCCAUUCUUUGGCUACAACUUCACCAACUACCAGCGGCAUUGGCUGAGUCUGGGAAGCAAGCCAGGACGCACCCUACCCAAGAUCUUCCACGUCAACUGGUUCCGCAAGGGUUCAGACGGGAAAUUCCUCUGGCCCGGCUUCGGGGAGAACAGCCGCGUCAUCGACUGGAUUUGCCGAAGGGUUGACCAAGAGAGCGGCACAGCAAAGGAAUCUCCAAUCGGCUACCUUCCCUCAGAAGGUGCCCUGAACCUCGAUGGACUUCAGGACGAAGUGAACAUGGGGGAGCUCUUCGAACUCCGCAAGGACUUCUGGCUCAAGGAGUGCCGGGAAAUUCGCCAGUACUUCGACGAACAGCUGGGAAAAGAACUGCCCAGCGAAAUUGCCAAGCAGCUGGAUCAGUUGGAGCAGAGGGUGAAUGCCAUGUAGGCAGAGGAGCAUAGGGCAGUCCAGACAUAGAGCUUACUACAAGUGCCAUGACAAACGUCCUUACCUCUUUUACAUGUUACUGUUGGUUGUGGCAAUGCGUGAAAACGUGCCUAGCCGGGUUGUUGCUCUUGGGACCAAAUAAUCGAGAGUGCCCGGCUCUUUCCAGUAAUGAGCUGUGGUUUGUUUGUUGCCAUUUUUUUGUAUCGUAAGGCAAGUUCUGAGAGAGUCCUUACGUUUUUAACUUAAUAAUUUGGUCUAGUCUCUUGCAGGAAUUUGUAAAUAUAACGAGGGCAUGUAUUUAUGCGUUUUUUAGCUGUUGAAAUUUUUUUUUUUUAAUACCUUGGCUCGGCACAUGGAGGACAAUAAAAAAUUGAUAUAUUUUCGUA
Ixodes scapularis (black-legged tick) is the source of this 2950-nucleotide messenger RNA. RefSeq names its product phosphoenolpyruvate carboxykinase, cytosolic [GTP]. Gene Ontology annotation, biological process: hepatocyte differentiation; cellular response to insulin stimulus; response to starvation. Gene Ontology annotation, molecular function: GTP binding; phosphoenolpyruvate carboxykinase (GTP) activity; manganese ion binding. NCBI's taxonomy places the organism in Eukaryota, Metazoa, Arthropoda, Arachnida, Ixodida, Ixodidae. The coding region runs from base 552 to 2564 and encodes 670 amino acids. The record is from RefSeq and is a predicted model, not a curated record. Gene Ontology annotation, cellular component: cytosol. The transcript is spliced from 10 exons.